GGGGGCGGGGGGGCCGCGCCGCGCGAGCCGUUGGGCCUGGCUCGAGGAAGGCGUCGCCGCUGCCGCUGCCGCCGCCAGAAAACACAAGGAGCUGUAGCUAGCGCAGCGUGGCGAUGGGCGGGGGUAGAGCCCCGCCGGAGAGGCUGGGCGGCCGCCGGUGACAGAUGAGGGAGCUAAGGUUCAGAGAAUCAAUCUGAAGCCUGGAGGUGGUAGAGUCAGGAUUGGAGUCAACUGGAGGUGCGAGUUUGGGCCUCCGAGUCCUGCUCCAGUUCUCUGAGACUAUAUCCACAGCACCUCCUGCAUGUCCUGCUGCCCUGAGCUGUCCCAAGCUAGGUGACAGCGUGUCACGCUGCCACCAUGAAUGAAGUGUCUGUCAUCAAAGAAGGCUGGCUGCACAAACGUGGUGAAUACAUCAAGACAUGGAGGCCGCGGUACUUCCUUCUGAAGAGCGAUGGCUCCUUCAUUGGGUAUAAGGAGAGGCCAGAGGCUCCUGACCAGACUUCACCCCCUUUAAACAACUUCUCUGUAGCAGAAUGUCAGCUGAUGAAGACCGAGAGGCCAAGGCCCAACACCUUCGUCAUUCGCUGUCUGCAGUGGACCACUGUCAUUGAGAGGACCUUCCAUGUGGACUCUCCAGAUGAGAGGGAGGAGUGGAUGCGGGCCAUCCAAAUGGUCGCCAACAGCCUCAAGCAGCGGGGCCCUGGCGAGGACCCCAUGGACUACAAGUGUGGUUCCCCCAGUGACUCUUCCACAGCCGAGGAGAUGGAAGUGGCUGUCAGCAAAGCACGGGCCAAAGUGACCAUGAAUGACUUCGACUAUCUCAAACUCCUCGGCAAGGGCACUUUUGGCAAAGUCAUCCUUGUGCGGGAGAAGGCUACUGGCCGCUACUACGCCAUGAAGAUCCUGCGGAAGGAGGUCAUCAUUGCCAAGGAUGAAGUCGCUCACACCGUCACGGAGAGCCGGGUCCUCCAGAACACCAGGCACCCCUUCCUCACUGCGCUGAAGUACGCCUUCCAGACCCACGACCGCCUGUGCUUCGUCAUGGAGUAUGCCAACGGGGGUGAGCUGUUCUUCCACUUAUCCCGGGAGCGUGUCUUCACAGAGGAGCGGGCCCGGUUUUAUGGUGCAGAGAUCGUCUCAGCUCUCGAGUACUUGCACUCACGGGACGUGGUGUACCGUGACAUCAAGCUGGAAAACCUCAUGCUGGACAAAGAUGGCCACAUCAAGAUCACCGACUUUGGCCUCUGCAAAGAGGGCAUCAGUGACGGUGCCACCAUGAAAACCUUCUGUGGGACCCCGGAGUACCUGGCACCUGAGGUGCUGGAGGACAAUGACUACGGCCGGGCCGUGGACUGGUGGGGGCUGGGCGUGGUCAUGUACGAGAUGAUGUGCGGCCGCCUGCCCUUCUACAACCAGGACCAUGAGCGCCUCUUUGAGCUCAUCCUCAUGGAGGAGAUCCGCUUCCCACGCACGCUUGGUCCUGAGGCCAAGUCCCUGCUGGCUGGGCUGCUGAAAAAGGACCCUAAGCAGAGGCUCGGUGGGGGGCCCAGCGAUGCCAAGGAGGUCAUGGAGCACAGGUUCUUCCUCAGCAUCAACUGGCAGGAUGUGGUGCAAAAGAAGCUCCUGCCACCCUUCAAGCCUCAGGUCACAUCUGAGGUUGACACAAGGUACUUUGAUGACGAGUUCACCGCCCAGUCCAUCACAAUCACACCCCCGGACCGCUAUGACAGCCUGGGUUCUCUGGAGCUGGACCAGCGGACGCACUUCCCUCAGUUCUCCUACUCAGCCAGCAUCCGGGAGUGAGCAGCCCAUUGCCACCACAGGACACCUGCAUGGCCGCCAUCCACCAACUGGGUGGCUUUUAAAAAGACUUUUUAUUUUGCCUUUUUGGUUUGUGCCCCCAUCCCUCACUCUCUCACCUCCAUUUCCAGUUCCUUCUUCAGUCCUCCCCCAAAUUCACCUCAGUGGUCCCCGCAGCCUUGGCCUCUAACCUCCCCUUUGUGUGGAGGGACUGUCCACCUCCCACCCCAGCAUGGGCUGCUGGGAGGAUGGAUUCAGGUU
Urocitellus parryii (Arctic ground squirrel) is the source of this 2061-nucleotide messenger RNA. RefSeq names its product AKT serine/threonine kinase 2 (gene Akt2). Gene Ontology annotation, biological process: protein phosphorylation. The record is from RefSeq and is a predicted model, not a curated record. Gene Ontology annotation, molecular function: protein serine/threonine kinase activity; ATP binding. NCBI's taxonomy places the organism in Eukaryota, Metazoa, Chordata, Mammalia, Rodentia, Sciuridae.